Ilex paraguariensis (yerba mate) is the source of this 402-nucleotide messenger RNA. NCBI's taxonomy places the organism in Eukaryota, Viridiplantae, Streptophyta, Magnoliopsida, Aquifoliales, Aquifoliaceae. The record is from the annotation of a GenBank genome assembly.
UCGCCUCCUCACAGCCAGAGAACAACGGAGAAGCCAAAAAAGGCGAACCAAAACCCUCGUCAGUCGAAAUUCACUGAAAAAAAAUACCAUAGGCGAACAGAGAGAGAGGAAAUCGAAAUGGAAAUUGUGUGUCUGAUCCUCCUAUUCUUAUUCUGUACCUUGCCUUCUUCGUCCAACUCUUCUCUACAACCCAAUAAUACUAGCUGUGGGAAUAGAGAGAUCAUAGAUGUGAAGAGUGAACCAGAGGAUGUGGUGUGGGUGGUUCAGCUCUCUGAUCUCCAUUUCAGUGUUCAUCAUCCUGAUAGAGCUCUUGACUUCAAGGAGUUGAUGGGUCCUGCUCUUUCAAUGAUCAAUCCUUCCUUGGUCCUCAUCACUGGUGAUCUCACAGUGGCAGAGGAAUGA